Cannabis sativa is the source of this 3746-nucleotide messenger RNA. Its product is annotated as probable WRKY transcription factor 33. The transcript is spliced from 5 exons. Gene Ontology annotation, molecular function: sequence-specific DNA binding; DNA-binding transcription factor activity. Lineage: Eukaryota; Viridiplantae; Streptophyta; Magnoliopsida; Rosales; Cannabaceae. The record is from RefSeq and is a predicted model, not a curated record. Gene Ontology annotation, biological process: regulation of DNA-templated transcription. Bases 1 to 1908 code for a protein of 635 amino acids.
AUGCGUGGAUACCUUUUGAGGAACAGAGGAGGAAGGAAAUCGUUGUUAAAGUGGCUUACUUUAACAUCGAUGAAAUUAUAUUUUCUCUUCAUAUUAACAGUAUCAAUGGGAAAAGUACCAAAGGUCUUCGCACACUCUUCUACAGACGGUCGGGAGAUUCUGCUUCCGGACCCUCCCAACGAUCAUAAUAGGGGUUGGAACACUGGCUGCAGAAUGAGCGUCACCCUUUCUGAAAAAAGAGAUUUUCAUGUUUAUAAAACUCAAAUAAAUGAGUCUUCUCCUUUGCCCUCUCCCUCAUCAGCUCUGUUCGAUUCAUUGCUCAAUUCAUCAUCCUGUCCGUCUCCCACCACUGGAAGAUUUGAGUCCUCCAAUUCAUUCGAAACUUUUGAAAAUAAGUCUAAUGAUGCUUUUGAGAGCAUUGAAGUGGAAGCUGUCACCAAAAACUCUAUCGAUUCAUCAAAUGUUAUUAAAAAUGAUAUGACAGAAGAAUACACCACCACCUCAUCAAUAUCAGAAAGAAACCAGGUCGACUAUUACCCCUCAGUUGGGGUGAGAACUUCAGAAGAUGGAUAUAAUUGGAGAAAAUAUGGACAAAAACAGGUAAAGGGUAGUGAAUAUCCCAGGAGUUAUUAUAAAUGUACACAUCCAAAUUGUCAGGUGAAGAAGAAAGUGGAAAGAUCACAUGAUGGUCAAAUAACAGAAAUCAUUUAUAAGAGUAAUCAUAAUCAUGCAAAACCUCAGCCAAACCGUAGAGCAGGAGUUGGAUCAUCAUCAGCAGCAUUGUUUUUUGAUGAAAUGCUUGAACUAAGUGGAGGAACUGGGAUUUCGGUUAAAGUUGAAGGUGGAUCAUCUUUGGAUAGGAAGAACAAUCAUCAUGAUGGUACCAAUGAAAUUACAGGAACACCAAAUGAACUUUCUAAUGGUCCUUUAUCAAGUAUCCAUGGAAAAUCCAUUGAAUUGGGAGAAAAUACUCCUGAGGUUUCAACUACAGUUUCUUCUAGUCAUGAUGAUGAAAAGGGGAACAUGUUGCUUAGGGGUGACGGACUUGAUGAUGAAGAACCUGAAGCAAAAAGAAGGAAGAAAUUGAACUGCUCAUCAAUUGAAACAACAACUUUGCCUUCAAGGGCUGUUCGAGAGCCAAAAAUUGUUAUCCAAAUAGAAACUGAUGCAGACAUACUUGAAGAUGGUUACCGGUGGCGUAAGUAUGGUCAAAAAGUUGUUAAAGGAAAUCCAAAUCCAAGGAGCUACUACAAAUGCACAAGUGCUGGAUGUAUAGUAAGGAAGCAUGUGGAGAGAGCCUCAGGCGAUCUAAAAGCUAUUAUUACAACAUAUGAGGGAAAACACAACCAUGAUGUGCCUGCUGCUAGAAACAGCAAUAACCAUAUCAACUCAGCUGGACCUAAUAAUCCACAACCUAUAACACAAACUCCUAUCAAUUCUCACCCAAGAAACACCAACAUUCCAAAAGCUGAAACACAAAUUCAUGGUCUUACGCCUUUGUUUGACAGAAAACCAGAAUUUUGUAACAAUGAUUUUUUGAGGCCAAAUUUUCCUGGGAAUUUCAGUACUAGUGAUUUCAGAUAUGGACCUUCUUCCUUUUACCAAAUGAACAUUCCUUUACAAAAUCCCAUGACUUAUGGACUAAAUCCUAGCCGCCCUGCAACUGAACAUGUUGUUGGUACUUCUGUUGGGUCUUUCUUGCCAGACUUUCCGGCGUCUUUUCCCAUCAGUUUUCCAAAUAUUGGUUUUGACUACAACAGUGGAAAAUCUGUUGUUGCUGCAACAGUUCAUGAAAAUGGCACAAGGUUUAUUCAACCUAAACAAGAACGAAAUGACGAUGAAAUCAUUUAUGAUGCUAAUACAACAUCAUCAUCAUCAUCAUACGACCGGAUCGUUGGAAGAUUUUAGUAGUUUUUUUUUUUUCUUUUUCUCCAUCUCCAAGAAGUUUGUAAAUGAGGCAAGGCAAAUAUAUACGAUUUCGGGUCAAGUCUACCGGUGAAUUUCUAAUUUCUUCUUGGAGCUUCAAAAUUCACCAAAUGGAACAUGGGUGGUGGCGUUUGGAUGGUAGCAAUUUACUGUGUUCGGUUUCGUUUUCUGCUUACAAAUUACAUUAAAAAUUGGUCGAAAAGCCUUUAUUUUAUGAGCUAUUAUUAUAUAGCAAUUUUGGGCUCAACUCUACAAUUUUACUUUGCGCUUUGGCAGACCAGGUUUUGUUUUACAUGUGACAUAAAUAAAGAUACAUUUUUCUUUUGACAUCUUGUUCUUCUCCCCUUAAACAGGUACAUUUCUUUUUACAUUUAUUUAUUCACUUGUUAAGGUUAAUAGAGCGAAUAAAAAAAAAUACUUGUGGGAAUUUUGUGUUUUUGGGUUAGUCAAGUCACUUUCUUGAAUUUCAAGCAAAAAAGAAAAUUCUUACAGAUUUGGACAAGACAGGUGGAAUAUAUUUCAGUUAAGGUAUUUCGUUACUUACCUAAGUACUUUUUUGACAACUUGUAACUCUUUAACACACUCAUGUUUUCAUUAAUACAUUUUGAAGAUCAUUCAUUCUCUAAAAUUUCUCUCGUUCAUUUAUUUUAUCAGGACUGUGAAGUGCCGUGAUCAUUGACAAGCUGCUGAAGGUCUUUAAUGGAGGAAAACUUUCCUUAAGAGCUUGAUGUCAAGCUCAAUUCUUCGAACUUUCUUUCAUGGCAGAAAAAGAUUCUAGAAAUUGUGCAUCGUUACGAGCUUGAGAAGUACCUAUUUGGUCCAAGCACAGCUACCCCCAAAUAACCUUCUGAAUAAUGAAGAUGAAUUUCUUGGAAAAUAUCAACCAAAAAUUCUUGAACUUGGAACAGGACAACCAGCUUCUGAAUUUACUGUUAUCCUCCAUGACUGGAGAGCUGAAGCUCAAAUGGCGGGUAAUGAAAGUGCCAGAGAUGUUUGGAAUGCUCUGAAGUUUUGUUCGAAUCACAAAAUCAAGACCAGUGUUUACAAGAAAAGACAAAAAUGGCAUCAUCUUCAGAUAUUGAGGGAAAAAACUCACUUGGGUUUGAUGAAAAAUCAGAAGCGGAAAGAAGGUAAUAUUUUCAUUGUAGAUAAUUAUAUUCUGCAUUGUUCCUCUCUCAUUCACAUGAAGAAAUUGAACUGCUCAGUUGGGGCUAGAACUUCAGAAGAUGGAUACAAUUGUAGAAAAUAUGGACAAAAACAGGUAAAGGGUAGUGAAUAUCAGAGGAGUUAUUGUUAAUGCACUCAUCAAAACUGUGAAGAGAAGAGUGGAAGUAUUAUAUGAUGGUCAAAUAAAAGAAACUACUUAAGAGAGUAAUCAUAAUCAUGCAAAACCGCUUCCAAACUGUAUAGCAGGUCUUGGAUCAUCAUCAUCAUCAUCAUCAUCAGAAGCUGCUUUCAUUUGACGAAUAAAUGCUUGAUGUAAGUGGAGGAGGUAUGAUCCAAACAACAGCUUUGCCUUCAACGGCUGUUCGUGAGCCAAAAAUUGUUAUCCAAAUUGAAACUGAUUUAGACAUACUUGAUGGUGGUUACCGCUGGCGAAAGUAUGGUAAAAAAGCUGUCAAAGGAAAUACAAAUCGAAGGUUUAUUUCCUUUAUAGGGUUUCAUUAGUCAUACUUCUAUUGGGUCUUUCUUGCUGGACUUUCCAGCUUCUUUUCCCUCCAGUUUUCCAAAUUUUGGUUUUGACUACAAUAGUGAAAAAUCUGUUAUGCCUUAUGGCUUAUGGAUCUACAUUUGCAACUCAACAAAGCAGUACUUCUUUA